Salvelinus sp. IW2-2015 is the source of this 2373-nucleotide messenger RNA. Its product is annotated as neurexin-1-beta-like. The record is from RefSeq and is a predicted model, not a curated record. Lineage: Eukaryota; Metazoa; Chordata; Actinopteri; Salmoniformes; Salmonidae.
AUGAAUACCAAGGAGCUCRCCAAACAGACGACGGACGAUCUGCCGGUGGCAUCUGCGGAGUGGAGCGAUGACGAGGACAUUGAUCCCUGUGAGCCGAGCUCAGCUAACCCAACAGGCCCGGCGGUGAAGGGCUACCCAGGUCCAUCGGAGGGGGUAUUCCGUGAGUCAAGCAGUACCACGGGGAUGGUGGUUGGCAUCAUAGCGGCAGCCGCACUCUGUAUCCUCAUCCUGCUCUACGCCAUGUACAAAUACCGCAACCGGGACGAGGGAUCUUACCAUGUGGACGAAAGCCGCAACUACAUCAGUAACACAUCACAGUCCAAUGGGACGUUGGUGAAGGACAAACCGCCGAACGCAGCCAAGACCUCCUUUAAGAGCAAGAAGAAUAAGGACAAGGAGUAUUACGUGUGAUCCUUACUGUCUCUGGUCUUCGCCACUGGCCCGACAAACUUCUUGACUCGAGAAGACCAAUCAGGAGAUCAGAAGACCACUAAAAAGUGUAUAAUAAUGAACAAACAAAAUUCAACAAAAACUACAAAAUAACAUUUUGUCUUAAAUUUUACCAAGACAUGGUGGGAUGGUGUUAUACCUGAAUGUCAAAUGGACUAAAAAAUAAAACAGAACAUCUUCCUUUAGAUUCUUAAAACCCAACAAAUUGGGCUUUAGGAAAUAGCGAGAUUGAGGUACUCUAUUGGACUAUACUGAAGAGGGUUUGGAACUGCAGAAUAAUCAACAGGAGUACCUAUACAUCUUAAAACAACAAACAAUCCAAUCAGUUUUAUUCAGUUUAUUACCAGGGUGUUGGUUGUCCAAACGGGAGAAGAGAGAUGCAAACAGGUGAGGAGAGAUGCAAACGGGUGAGGAGAGGUAUACAAUUGAGGAAGAUAUAUUACAACUAUAAACUCCAAUGUUUAAUUUACAUAUCCUGUGUUUGUGUUAACUGGGACCUUUUCUACGAGAAAAUACUUAAAACGCACAAAUGAGGUAAAUAAAGAAAACCCAACACCAAACAUGUGCAACAACAGAUGACGAGUGAAUAGAAAAGAGAUGGCAUAAUGGGAAGGCAAGGUAACAGUGAAGAAGGAAGUGAAAGGAUAAAGAUGCUACCUACUGUAAGUUUGACUAAUCAGCCAAAGUAUUAGCACUUUUUAUGGUGGCAAUGAUGGCCAAAACACAGACUAAAGGAACAUUUGGCUGCCUGAUCUAUCAACAGUGCAAAGACAAAAUGGCCUCCGAUUAAUCUUGAUCUAGAGAGACUUAUGUCAAGUUAUGAUUAAGAUUCAUCUUUGCCAGUUAAGAAAUCAUGAUGCCUUUGAUUCCACACUGUUGUUGAAAACUAAGGCAAAGUGUUUUACAGAAUUCUGGAAGGAGAAGUCCGAAUGUUCUGAAUGCGAUCAUUCUGAUACUGGAACACUCCAUGCACGCAAAACGUAUCUUAUUACAGUACAUGUUUAUAUACAGUACAACCACAUCUAUAUGUGCUUUCUGGACAGUGACAAAGUGGUGUUUUAUAGCCUGUUGUAUAGAUGACCACGCAAGCUAUAUCUGCUCCUCCUCCAACCAUUUUUGGAAUAAAAAACAAAUUCAAAAAUGACAAAAAUACCAAAUUAAAUGUUAUUAAGUGUUGCUAGAUAUAGAAGAUUUUAUGACGACGUUGAUCAGCAAUUACUUUUCUUUUCAGUUGGAUUCUUUAUUCCCCCAUUAAACAUCUGUUUAGUUUUUAUACAAAUGCCAACCUGAUCUAAUAGAUAUAUUGACCCCGCCCAGUAGUAGCCUGACUGUCCUCAAACUGUACAAGGUAAUGAUAGUGCACAGUAGASACCUGGCAUGAUGAUAUGCAGGAUGAGGUCAUGUCUCCAGGGUAUCACGAACUUUCUCCCCAUUCCUGCUUCUUCCCAAUUCCUGGGGCAGUAACAGUAACGGACAGCCUUCCUCCCUAUACCUGCCCCCCAAACUAAACCUAGCUAUGUACGAAUGAAGACGUAUACUACUGAUGAUGUUGCUGUAUGUGUUCCUAUAAGUGGUCCUAUAACAUGAUUGUUUAGUGUAUGCUUGGGCUGAUGCAAACAACCUGAAGAAAAAUAGGAAGAGAUCAUUUGAACGGUUUGUGUUUUUGUCAUUCUACUGUCAGCUCUGUUCUGCUUUCCUGGUGACCUGAUGGACUUGGAAUGAGUGCUACUAUGACCUAUAAAUAAUGAGGAUUAUUAUAAAUUCUUUGAUUGUUCAUUUCUUUUUUAAUUUCUACAUGUGCUAUUUUUUUCUACGGUAUUUUAUGUUCAAAUUGUGACAAUGUCUUUAUUAUUGACCUCAGUAACAUUUAUUCUGAAAAAAAUAGUUUUGAAAAAUUAAAUGAAUAAAUUAAAUAAAAUGUUA